This is a messenger RNA of Silurus meridionalis, 1999 nucleotides long. RefSeq names its product pleiotropic regulator 1 (gene plrg1). Gene Ontology annotation, molecular function: protein binding. Gene Ontology annotation, biological process: mRNA splicing, via spliceosome. The transcript has 15 exons. The coding region runs from base 128 to 1660 and encodes 510 amino acids. NCBI's taxonomy places the organism in Eukaryota, Metazoa, Chordata, Actinopteri, Siluriformes, Siluridae. The record is from RefSeq and is a predicted model, not a curated record. Gene Ontology annotation, cellular component: precatalytic spliceosome; catalytic step 2 spliceosome; Prp19 complex.
CGAGCGCGCACCGGAAGUAGAAAGCAAUCACUUCCUGACUGGUGUGUUUCUCAGAGUACCGUGUGGAUUUCCUUUGACUUUUUUCCGCGCAAAGUUCCUGCGUUGAAGAUUGAAAACAAGCACAAACAUGACCGAGGAGGUGCAGAAGCACUCGGUGCACACGUUGGUAUUCAGAUCUCUUAAGCGAAGCCAUGACAUGUUUGUGUCCGAUAAUGCAAAACAGGUCUCUCUGGACGAAAAGAGUCAUAACCUGAAGAUGUCCGUCAAGCUGAGGACGGAGUACAGCCCGGUGUUGCACAUGCCUGUUCUUAAAGAAGGAAAAAGCAGAAUCCUGGAUCCGUAUGACACUUCUGGGUACACAUCAGUCGAACAUGAUCCAGAGUACCUGAUCACAGGAACACAUCCAUAUCCAUCUGCCCCAGGAGUUUCCCUCACUGCUGACACUCAGUUGCAGAAGAUGCCAAGCGAAGCCGCAGUUCACUCUCUGGCACUGGCUCUGCCUCCUUCUCAAGCAAGGCAAGACAUGGCUCGAACUGCAGCGAGUGUAGGAGACAUCCACAGACACGCCGGAGCAGCAGAGCGAUCCCAGCCACCACAACACGCACUGUCAUUAACGGAAGCUGGAGGGAUGAAGAAUUCGGCGCUGAUCCCCCGGAAAGCUCCAUCCAUGCCCAAACCACAGUGGCACCCGCCAUGGAAACUCUACCGGGUGAUCAGUGGCCAUCUUGGCUGGGUCAGAUGUUUAGCAGUGGAGCCUGGAAACCAGUGGUUUGUUACUGGAUCUGCAGACAGGACCAUAAAGAUCUGGGACCUGGCAAGCGGGAAGCUGAAGCUCUCUCUAACAGGUCACAUUAGUACUGUAAGAGGAGUGGCUGUGAGCUCACGCAGCCCGUAUCUGUUCUCUUGUGGAGAGGACAAACAAGUCAAGUGCUGGGAUCUGGAAUACAACAAGGUUAUCCGUCACUACCACGGUCACCUGAGCGCCGUUUACGGCCUGGACCUCCACCCCACCGUCGACGUCCUGGUGACAUGCAGUCGUGACGCCACAGCCAGAGUCUGGGACAUUAGAACCAAAGCUAACGUCCACACUCUGACUGGUCACACCAACACGGUCGCCACGGUGAAGUGUCAGAGUGUCGAGCCUCAAAUAAUCACAGGCAGCCACGACACCACCAUCAGGCUGUGGGAUCUGAUUGCUGGGAAGACAAGAGCCACGCUCACCAAUCACAAGAAAUCUGUGCGAGCAUUGGUGCUGCAUCCACGACAAUACACUUUUGCUUCUGGAUCUCCUGACAACAUCAAGCAGUGGAAAUUUCCGGACGGGAACUUUAUCCAGAAUCUUUCGGGACACAAUGCUAUCAUUAACACACUUGCAGUGAACUCUGAUGGAGUUUUGGUGUCUGGAGCUGAUAAUGGUACCAUUCACCUUUGGGACUGGAGGACCGGCUAUAAUUUCCAGCGAAUCCACGCAGCCGUGCAGCCCGGCUCUUUGGACAGCGAGUCUGGGAUUUUCUCCUGCAUGUUUGAUCACUCAGAGAGCCGCCUGAUGACUGCCGAGGCGGACAAAACCAUCAAAGUGUACAAGGAGGACGACACAGCGACAGAGGAAUCCCACCCCGUCAACUGGAAGCCCGAUAUUCUCAAAAGGAAAAGAUUUUAAAUUCUUCAUCAUUGUAUUUUUUUUUUUUAUCUUUCUUAAUUGUUUUUUUACACCACCAAACUCUGCAGUUUGUUUUUCACAAAAUGUUAGAUUGCAAAAACGUGUAAUUCAGACUUCUUGGUCUCUUGCUGCAAAAUCUUUUACAUUUUUUUCUUGCUAAAGGUAAAGUUUUUUUUCCCCCACCUCAAUUCUGUGCGCUAUCAUGAAAAACUGUUAUGGGCGUAGUUUGAAUGUGAAACAAAAGGCUUUAUUAUUGUUUGUAAAUAAGUUUUUGCUUGCAUCAGUGCUCAUACUUUCUGCAGGGAAGGUCAUUAAAGCUCAAUUUGCAAGAAUUUAAAA